Ciona intestinalis (vase tunicate) is the source of this 3252-nucleotide messenger RNA. The record is from RefSeq and is a predicted model, not a curated record. Lineage: Eukaryota; Metazoa; Chordata; Ascidiacea; Phlebobranchia; Cionidae.
UCGCCAUAUUUUUCGCAGCAUUUAAUUUGCAAAUUAGGAAAAUGAUUUUACAUUCGUUGCAGUUAACUCCGUUUCUUUUGCUGCUUGCUGCAACUUCUCUUCAUGCAGACAGUGUUUCUGUUUCAAGUCGAUUUGAUUUCAAUUUCGAUGAUGCCAACGUCGCUGCAGUGUUGCCAGCUGCAGUGCUGCCAGCUGCCAGUAUUGACGGUAGAUCACUUGCCGCAGGACCAGCACCGACCUUGCAACCACCAUUCGAACCAUGUUCGCCAAAACCAAUAUGCCCCAACACACCACGGACCGGAUAUGCUCCCGAUGGAAGCUGUAACAAUCUGGUAGAUGGCGGUAGAGGGUCAGUAAACCGACCUUACCGAAGACUUAUCUCACCCGCGUAUUCUGAUGGAAGAAAUUCGCCAAGAAGAGCGACAAACGGCAACGAGCUUCCAUCCCCACGACUUAUCUCAACUUCCAUGGCUGGUUCCAUGGCCAGUUCGACAACGGCCAGCAGCAUCAUGCCGUUUUGGGGCCAAUAUAUUGUCCACGAUAUUGCUAACACCCCGUCCACAACACGAACACCCGGUGUUAACUGCCGAUGUGACCGCCCUGACAGAGAUUGCAUUAAUAUUCAAAUCCCUCGAAACGAUGUUCAGUUCACACAAGAUAGAAGACAAUGUCUGCCAGUUGUUCGAUCCCAGCCUGUUCAAGAUGCUCACUGCAACCCCGAUAUUCGGCAGCAAAAGAACGAAAUUACUUCUUACCUGGAUGCCGGUAACGUGUAUGGAAACAGUCAAAGAGAAUUCAACGACCUAAUCAACCAAAACUCACCGGCUGGCGAACUUAAAAUUGGAGUGCUUGGCCCACACGGUUCUGCUCCUGCUAACGCGCCAACUUUACCAUUAACUACACAAACCGGUCCCCAACUCGGUAACAAGAUGGUGUGUCCUCGUGGUCUUCAUAAACCACGACAUGCGCCUUGCUUUGCCGCAGGCGAUCAACGGGCAAACGAAAACAGUGCGUUGACCUCAUUCCAUACUUUAUUUAUGCGGCUUCAUAACAAGGUAGUUAGAGAUUUGAAAGCGAUUAAUCCAAGCUGGAGCAAACUCAAGCUUAUUCAGACCGGGCGUUCCAUCGUAGCUGCAAUGCAUCAACGAAUCACAUACAAGCAAUAUCUACCUGCCAUCCUGGGUUCGCAAUACAUGAACAGAUUUGGCCUGACACUACUUGAGCAGGGAUACUCCAACGGAUACGACGCGUCAUACGAUGCUGGUGUCAUUAACUCGUUCGCUGCAGCUGCUUUCAGGUUUGGUCACAGCCAGAUACCGGGUCGCUUGGUGAGAAGGAACCAACAUUGGGCUGUACAGGGAACUCCUAUUUUACUCAGAAACAGUUUCUUCAAUUCCAAUCCUCUCUUGACCACUAACUUCGGUGGAGCAAAUUCAAUUUUAAGAGGUCUCAGCAACGAACCUGCGCAAAAAAUCGACCCAACUUUAGUAGAUGAUUUACAAGACUUUCUGUUCGCACCAAGAGGUCGACGAGGACAUGACUUAUUGGCCAUCAACAUUGCCCGAGGUCGUGACCAUGGCAUCCCAUCCUACAAUGCUUACCGGGAAUUAUUCGGUUUGAAAAAGGCAAACAGUUUCAAUGACUUUGUUGAAAUACCCCCGGCUCGUCGAAGGUCACUACAACGUCUGUACAGAAACGUGAACGACGUUGAUCUUUACAUCGGAGGUUUAUCUGAACGACCAGUUGCGGGCGGAAGCGUUGGUCCUGUCUUCGCCUCAAUCAUCGCUUACCAAUUCCGAGCCCUCAAGAAAGGAGACAGGUUCUGGCACGAAAACGGCGCAGAAUGCACGGUUUUUACACCAGCCCAACUUGCCGCCAUUCGCAGCUUUACACUUUCAAGGAUAAUGUGCGACAACCUUCAAGAUCAACGAUCGAUCCAACCAAACCCUUUCCUUCAACCAUCAGUAGGAUCCAAUGCUCGUGUUCCCUGCAGUCGUUUCCCUGCUUUGAAUAUGGCGGCAUGGCGGGACAGUUCGCCUAAUCCAUUAGACACAACCACAUCCCCCGAAUUCACUGCAUGGUUUGUCGUGCCGUUCAAAAAUGGCAACCAGCUUAGUACAACUGCUUUAUUGGACGACUUACUGGUUCGUCGACCUGAUGACGUUUGUAGCAAAGUACUUGGUACAGAAGAACGUACAGUACGUGGAAAUAAACAGAUAAGGUUCAAGUGCCCACCAGGUUCGAUACGCGCGACAGACUUCCCGAAGAUAGAAUCACCAGAUUUGAUCUGGACUGCAUGGGAGGACAACUCAACUCCACGAAGGCCACGCUUCGAUGAUAACGAAUCACGUGAUGAGAGUCACGUGUGCCUUGAACCGCUUGCAAUCCAAGCUCAAACGUUAGCAGGGAGACCAGCUCGUGAGACCGGGGACGUUUUCAGAAAAUUUAGUCCAUUGGAAGGAUUAGAUUGCUUAGGAUCGGACCAAACUACUCGUCGAUGCAAUGACUACAGAGUUCGCUAUCUCUGCCGAACAGCUCUCCUGUCUAAUCCAACUUCUGGUCCCUCAACCACGACCCAAGCAACCACCACAGCAACUACCACAGCAAGCACUACAACGCGAAGCACCACCUUGUCACCUGCAGGUCGCUGGACAGCUUGGAUAAGUUUGGACGUUCCGCAGUUCGGAAGUGGUGACAACGAAUAUUUAUUCAGGGUUGCAAACGCAAUUGGAUUUUGCAGAAACCCAACCGGCAUUAGAGCACGUACUGUUGGCACUCACAUCAGCUCGCGUUUAAGUGGAGAUGUUAUUUAUUCAUUGAAUGCAAGAGUCGGAUUGAUUUGCCGCAACUACCAACAAACUAGUGGUAGAUGUCAAAACUACGAAGUCAGCUAUUUUUGCCAAUUUUCGAAUAUCAAUGGCUAGAUUCCUCCAAUUUUGGUUUCAAGGGACACAUGUUUUGCAUAUAAUCUUUUUCUGUGCAUAUAUAGGGUGGGGGAGGAUGGGACACAUUUUCAUUCUACUUUUUAUCGCAUUUAUUGGUAAUAAACAAGAAUAUUCAAAAAAAUAUAAAACCGCAUCCUCACAACUCCUAUAGACCGUUAACACGAUCAGGAUAUUUAAAUUUUAUGUGCUAAAGGUGUCCCAUCUCCCCCACCCUAACAUACAUAUAUGAACUCGUUGUAUAUAUAAUUAGGCAGCCUGUUCGCAUCAGUACCGCUCUGUAAUGAAAAUAUACUCAAAGUUUUAACAA